UGCUGGAGCACAGCAUGACAGACGACAGCCACGAACGGAAUUUUUUGAUUUUGACAAAGAACUUGUGGGCCACUGCAAGCAAAGCGACCGAGAAGUGCAGGUGUUUUGAUAUGCUCGAGUACCACCACAUUUACGAGCAGUGUUGUGAUAUGUCGUGAAAAGUGACUACUGUGAGUGUAUUCUGACGAGCGAUAGAAACUCGGGCUAAUGUGAGUCUUUUUCUUUCUUGUGAAAACCAUUGACGACUUCAGAAAGUCAACGCUUGAUCUGCUACUAAAAAUAAUAACGGCACAGUGUUUGCAGAUGUAGCCGCUUCCUAUUGCCUCCACCUAGGGAAGCAUAGUUUUGCGUUGAUGUAAACUGAGCACUGCCUCAUGUCAUGAGGGCUACAGUCACACAUGACAUGAUGGCAUCGUCACAAACUUUGCUGCAAUGGUGCAGACAAACAUGUAGCAGUUACCCAAAUGUGGAAAUACAGAAUUUAUCAAGCUCAUUCAGAGACGGACUUGCAUUUUGUGCCAUCAUCAACAAGCACCGCCCAGACCUGAUAGAUUUCAGCUCCCUCUCCAGAGCACACAUUUAUGAAAAUAACCAACUGGCCUUUGCGGUUGCAGAGACAAAACUUGGCAUCCCUGCUUUUCUCGUCCCAAAAGACAUGGUUGCCACCCAGGUGCCAGACUAUUUGAGCGUCAUCACUUACAUCUCCCAGUACUACCACUACUUCAGCAGAGCAUCUAACGCAGGUUCUUCCAGUUUGAGGUCGUCACACAUCAGCCUAUCAAACAAGAGCUCCACUGCUCUGCCAUCCGGUAGAGAUGAACACUGUCCUGGUAGAAGACGGCACACUAUGUGUCAUUUUUGCGUUAAACCUGUCCACCUUAUUCAGAGACAUGUGAUCCAAGGAGAGGUCUACCACCGCAACUGUUUCAGAUGCAAAGUGUGCCACAGCACCCUUGUGGCAGGCUUUUACACGCCAGGAAAGGCUGCUUGCUCUGUUAUUUGUUAUGACCAUCUAACAAACAGUGCAAAGAGUCGGCAUGAUGAGACGCUUGAGUUAUGGCAAGGGUGCUUGUCUCUUGGCGGCUUGACUCUCAUCAGCGUCCCUGAGGAAACGCAGUCACAUGACAGACUGGUUUAUAAACCAGUGGAGCAAACAGUGCCGCGUGAGUCAUCUGUCUCAUCGAGCAGCAUGUUCAAGCCGCCUUCUCCUCAACCUGCCCCACCAGGGGUUGACGAAGCAACCAGUGAAGAAAGUGGAAACGAUGAAUCUCCAGCCGUUCUUGCAGAUCCUUCCAACGAAGAGACAAAAAAGGAGGCGCACUCAGAGCUUUGUUCAUCUUGUUUACCAGUAACUAGCAAAAGUGACCAGCUGGCACCCAAGCAGACGCCUCAGCCUUCCCACACGGGCAGUGCCUCUGUUCAACGUCAGUCUUCACACAUUCCUUCUCACGUCCAGAAAAAUCCGGUGAAAACCAACCAUCCAUGGUUGGGAAUCAUCCAUCCUGGACCUUGGACACAACUGCCUCCUGUUGAAAGCCCAGGACCCUUCAGACAUUCCAAAUGUGGUUUGUCUUGGUACAGACCAAGAGUCCCUCCUCCCAAUCCUUUCAGUGAAGACCUGCAUGAAGACACCAAAGAGACGCAAGACGUUCACGAUGAAGAUACCAGUCAGCCUGCUUCCUCAAAUUUGCAGGGAAUGGGGAAUGUUAUGGCCAGUGAUCACAAUCUCGUUUUGCCAAGAAGUAUUUCUGUGCCAGCUGUCAAAUCUGCUUGCCCUCAAACAUCUGGGCCUAAUGACAUGACAGAUGAUGAUAAACCAGACUCUUCAUCGCAAAAUAAGGUUUGCAAAGAGCAAAAUCAUUUUGAUACGAAAACUGAGAUGCCAAAGUCGAGGACAUGUCAGACCCUCCCAUCUGGACGGUGUCCUGCUCCUGGACACGGCUUCCCGCUCAUCAAAAGGAAGGUGCAGGCCGACCAGGAUGCUUCUGCUGCAGAUCUGCAGGUGGAGACAAGACAACUGAAUAAACAGCUGGAGGCACUGGAACAAAGAGGCAUAGACAUGGAGAGAAAUCUCAGACAGUGCAAGAAUGACAAAGAGGAAGAGCAACUGCUGACGAAGUGGCUUGCUCUUAUCCAGGAGAGGGACUCUCUGAUGCGACGAGAUACUGAGCUGGUUUAUCUGAUUAAGCAACAGAAGCUGGAAGAGAGGCAGGCCGACGUGGAGUACGAGCUGAGACGUCUCCUCAAUAAACCAGAGAGCGUCUGGAGCGAAGAAGAUAAGAGUCGAGAGCAGAGUUUGAUGGCUGAGCUGGUUGUCGUCAUCGAGCAAAGGAACCAGAUUGUCAGCAUUUUAGACCAAGACAGACAGAGGGAGCGAAAAGAGGAUGCGCUUUGGGAAGUGAUGACGAAGAACGAAGAGUUUGAGAAAGAAGGACUGAAAGAGCUCAAGAAGACAAAAGGAAAGUUCAAGCCCUCAAAGGUUUUUAAAAAGCUGAACCAGAAAGAACACACCAAGGAAUCCGCAGACAAAAAGUGCUGAAGACCUGUCAAGACUGCAGAAGAAUAAAUGCAAAGAUUCUCACACCACAAAUUGAUUUAUUCUUGGAAGUGAUAACAUGUGUUGGUCCUGUUUCACCUUUUACUGCUUGUAACUGAAAGCAAGUUCAUGGUGGGGAGAGAUCUGUAUCACAGAUGAGAGGACUUUUCUACAUUUGUGCCUGUAAUUAAUGCAUGUUUUAUUACAGAUGUAUUUAUGUACGUUAAUAAAAAAAAAUAUGAGUACAUUUACACAAUGUAAAAGUGCGAGGAAAUUGUAAACUGACAAAUAAG
Molecule: messenger RNA, 2829 nt
Organism: Dunckerocampus dactyliophorus (ringed pipefish)
Lineage: Eukaryota; Metazoa; Chordata; Actinopteri; Syngnathiformes; Syngnathidae
Product: MICAL-like protein 1
Exons: 15
Coding region: 380-2539 (719 amino acids)
Molecular function (GO): protein binding
Source: RefSeq, a predicted model, not a curated record